GUGGGGCGGGGCUCGUAAACAGAGAAAUCUAAAUAAAGGAUCGUGCAGAAAUUUAGUACAAAGUAACUCACUUUUUCUGGACAAGUAAAAGGUAAAUCUCGUGUGAUGCCGAUUCGCCGAACAGCAGCGACUCCAACCCAGGAGAAGGCCCCCUCCGCUGCAGCAGAGAAAGAGCCUCAAGCCGCCUCGGAGGAGUCGCCCUCUGCCGACGGGGAGCAGGCCGCAUCUUCGGCCGCAACGGCCGAGGUCGAGGAGGCCGAGGCCACGGGCGUUACGGAGCCCACAGAGAAUGGAGAGAAGGCCGAAGGCGCCGCGACGGAUAAGGGCGGCGACAGCACGGAGAAGAAAGAUGACAAAUGCAAGGACUGCGCGGCUGGACAAUGUGCAACACACUGCUAUGUUCUCCUACUAAGGUUGAAGGAUGGCUACAAGUACGAGAAAGCCAAAGUCAAGAAGGUGAAAAGGACGAUUCCUGCGUGGGCUAGCGUCACUGCCAGCAAAAAAGUCCCUGUCACCAACUUUGCAGGCACUCAGAACAAAGUGGAUAAUAUCCUCAUCGAAGCUAUUACGUCUUGUAAUGACAGAUUUGGUGUUUCAUACCAGUCUGUCAUGAAAUAUAUUGUGAAGAAAUACCCGGGGAUGGAGCUCGACAAGAAGAAGUUUCUCAUCAAGAAAGCAAUGAAGAAACAUUUGGAGAAGGGUACCAUCAAACAGCUGAAGGGUAAAGGCCUUUCAGGAACUUUCGCCAUCGGGAAGCAGUCCAACUUGUCUAAGAAAGCUGCUCAGAAGACUGAGUCUCUGGGAGACGCUCUUCCUCUCAUCAUCACUCGGCUCUGUGAGCCCAAAGAGGCCUCCUACAAUCUGAUCAAGAAAUACCUGGAGCAGCACUUCCCCAGCCUCAACAUCGAGACCAGGCCAGAAGUCCUGAAGGCAGCGCUGGUGAAGGCGGUGGAGAAAGGUCAGCUGGAGCAAAUCACUGGGAAAGGAGCCAGAGGGACUUUCCAGCUGAAGCGAACUGGUAACCAGGUCCUGCUGAAAGGCGGCGCCUUGGAGGACGCCAUCACAGCAGCCAUCACAGCCAUGAAUGAACCUAAAACCUGCAGCACCACCACUCUACGUAAAUAUCUAGUCGACGCCAACAAGGAUAGAAAGGAGUACCAACUAGUGGCCAAUCUGAGGAGGACCCUGACGAAGUGUAAAGUCCUCGGCUGGAUGGAGCAGAUCACCGGUCACGGCUUCACAGGCACCUACCAGCUCUCGUUCCCUUUCUACCCCAGCCCGACUAUCCUGUACCCAGACAAGUUCAAAAAGCUUCCGACGAAAAACCCUCAGCCUUCAUCCAAGCAGAGGCGGACGGCCGACUCUUCUGACGAGGAACAGGAAGAGUCAGAAGAAGAGGAGGAGUCUGAGGACGAAGCUCCGAAGAGGAAAUCUCAGAAGAGGCCUCCACCCAAAGCUCGCCGCCCUCCGCCGGCCAAGAAAUCUCGGAGCGCCAGUCAGUCAAAAGCCAAAGGCAGAGGACGCCCCCUCGCAAAGAAGUCUCCGGCAAAGAAAGCGGCGUCUUCAGCCAAGACGUCGUCAAGGAAACAGUCAGCCUCUAAGAAAGAAUCCACGCCGUCAUCAAAAGCCACGCCCGUCAAGAGAGCGGCUCCUGCAAGAAAGCCCAAAACACCGGCCGUUAAAAAGCUGACCAAGAGGGAGUCCAAGCAACCGGCGCCCAAAGAGACGUCCCCAGAGGAGACCACGGUCACAAAGGAGACGACGAGGAGCGGGUCCAAGCGAUCCAAGCCCGAGGAGUCGUCCCACGAGGAGCCCGCAGUGAAAAAGCCAGCGAACAAAAGUGGGUCGAGGCGGCCCGAGUCAUCCCCCGAAGAGCCUGCAGUGAAAAAGGGGGCGAAGAGCAGCAAGCAGUCUACCCGCAAGUCCAAGAGAGGGAAGUACUGAGGCCAGGAGCGCCCUCCGGACUGGUUCGCAGCAGUCUGCCGCUUUGUUCAGUGCUCUCUCUCUUUUUAUCAAUGUUUUCUCCCUUUUCAACAGGGCAGUAGGUCUUUUUUUUUGUUUGUUUGUUUUUUCUAUUGUAGAAUAAGAGCAUUAUCCUACCAGUUAAGUUUACUGUACGUUGAGAGUUUCUGAAUUUCCUUUUUAAUCACCAUGCGUAGAAAAGCUCAGUUAGCGUUGCAGUGAAAACAGCGACCGGCCGCCAGAUGGGGAAAGCGUAGCGAGAUGCGACUUACUGUAACUAGAGCCAUGUAGUGACUUCCGUUUUUAUAUCUGUUCCUCAUCCGAUCUCUAGGUGUUGGAAGCACACGUUCCUGAUAUCAAAUGAAGUGUCGGUGUUUCGGAGGGUUGAAAAUGAUUUGAUGAUGAUGAUGAUGAUGAUCCAUUUUAAGUUAAAAUAUGGGUUGAAAGACAGUUAGUAAUGAUAAUGUUUUAUAAAACACAGACUUUAAGGUUAUUAUUAUAAUAUUUUGGCCAUGCAGUAUUGCAUCCAAAUCUGAAUUUCUACCCAUGUGUCCUCAAAAAAUUAUUCUUAUUAUCAAUAAUUGAUAUUUUGUUUAUUCUACAUGAUAUUGCCCCUAGAAAAGAUGAGGCCUGCAGGUGACAGGUUGAGGACUUUCAGAGGAUAAAACACUAUGUUAGUAUUCAUUUCAAAACAAGUCACACUGGGGGGAAAGUGUCUUUUUGAUAUGUGUGUGUGUAAAAAAAAAAAAAACAUAUACAUGAAUUGAUUUUAUUGCUUCACAGCUGUAAU
This is a messenger RNA of Chelmon rostratus (copperband butterflyfish), 2752 nucleotides long. It is a transcript of the gene hp1bp3, whose product is annotated as heterochromatin protein 1, binding protein 3. The coding region runs from base 106 to 1944 and encodes 612 amino acids. Gene Ontology annotation, biological process: heterochromatin organization; nucleosome assembly. NCBI's taxonomy places the organism in Eukaryota, Metazoa, Chordata, Actinopteri, Chaetodontiformes, Chaetodontidae. The record is from RefSeq and is a predicted model, not a curated record. Gene Ontology annotation, molecular function: structural constituent of chromatin; nucleosome binding; DNA binding. Gene Ontology annotation, cellular component: nucleosome; chromosome; nucleus. The transcript is spliced from 13 exons.